AUAUUCAAUAUCCAUCUCUAACACAAAAACUCAAUUCACAUACUUUUUCAUCUGUCGGGUGCAAGCAUCACAGAUCUUUGUAAAUCUUUUUCGACGAUUUUUGUUCCGCCACCAGAAGGCUUCAACAAUCAUGGAUGCCACACAGCUAACGGAACUAAUGGGCAGCCAUGAUUUUAUGCAAUUACAACAUCAAUUGCAUCACAAUAACAACAAUUACAACACAGACGGACACAAUGGACUGUCUUCAGAAUCGGCGGAGGGAAGUUCUCGACCCGUCCGUCGUGCCACCAGACGAACUUCACAGCUAAGCAAUAAUACUUAUGACCUGGAGAUGACAGACUCCAGUUCGCAAAGCGAUGACACGAGCGGCGGAGGCGGCAGCAGCAACGGGGGUGGCAGCACCACCAACACUGGACAUCCGUCCGGCUGCUCUCUGGGCGGUGAUGGGCCAUCAGGCCGCGGACGGGUACACCAUGCUAGCUCAGGAGCCUGUCCAUCUACCAUUGCACCGAACGGUACCAGCUCAAACUCUUCCAAUGCAAACGCCAGUAGGCGGCGGAAAGGCGCCCUGAACGCUAAGGAGCGGAAUAUGCGUCGUCUGGAGUCAAAUGAACGCGAGCGAAUGCGGAUGCACAGCCUAAACGAUGCGUUUCAAUCGCUUCGAGAGGUCAUACCGCACGUGGAGAUGGAGCGACGCCUGUCCAAGAUUGAAACACUCACACUGGCCAAAAACUAUAUCAUAAAUCUGACGCACAUAAUACUCUCCAAGCGCAACGAGGAGGCGGCGGCCUUGGAGCUGAACUCGGGGGCCGUUGGUGGGGUCCUGCUCUCAAAUCUUACCUCCGAAAGUGGGGGACCAGUAGCGAGUGGAAUUGCUUUAAAUUCUAAUGCCGCGACGCUAUGCUUUGAGGAUACCCUGGCCAGCGGAGGACCCUUUGACUGCGCCCUCUUGGCAGCUACCGACGGCAGCCUGCUGAACGCUACCACAGUGACCGCCAGCCCCGCGAUGCAGAGCAUCCAAUCACAAGCCAUACACUUGCAGACACCGAUGGAGCAGCAGCAGCAGCAAGCCAGCCAUCUUCCGCAUCUUCAUGGCCAUGGCCAUCUGGGGGCCAGCAUGAGCAUUCAAUCGCAGCAGCAGCCUAGGCUUAUAAUAAAUGGUGGUAAUACAUCGGUGGGCCUGGGAGUUGGAAUCGGGGUUGGUGUCGGAGUGGUCAACAAUGCGACGAGCUUUGCUGAUAUCAAUGAUAAUUUCGACGAGCCCUUCCGAGAGUUUCUGUAAGCCAUCCAUAACGCGGUGGUUCCGGGAUCGUAAG
Messenger RNA from Drosophila mauritiana, 1316 nucleotides. It is a transcript of the gene dimm, whose product is annotated as protein dimmed. The transcript has 3 exons. The coding region runs from base 131 to 1282 and encodes 383 amino acids. The record is from RefSeq and is a predicted model, not a curated record. NCBI's taxonomy places the organism in Eukaryota, Metazoa, Arthropoda, Insecta, Diptera, Drosophilidae. Gene Ontology annotation, molecular function: protein dimerization activity.